UUUUAAGCCCCUAAAAAAAUAAGAAAGAAAGUAAGAAAGAAACUCUUGGUUCAUGCUUCUCUUCGACGACCCCCUCUCCCCCUCCUCGUUCCAGUUCAUCUCUCUAGAUUUAGAUCAUCCAUAAAGCUUCCCCUAUCCAAAUCCAUCAAAACCCACGUCGAUUCUUCGCGAAUCUCCAUUACCCAUAUCUCGUAAUCUCACAACUCUUCUUUAUACGCCUAUAAAGAUCAAAACUCUCUCAGAUAAAUAGAGAGAUGUGGACGUGUGUUUUUCUUUGUUGAUGGGAACAUGCAGUUGUGUUGAUUAAUAUACGUCGGUGGAGGGGAGCUAUAGUGAGUAGAGAAGAAGGGAUUUCUGAGAUAAAGAGAUGGCGAAUCAGUUUGUGAAAGUGAAGAGAGAGACGAUUGCAUCGUGCAUGACAUGUCCUCUCUGUAAUAAGUUGCUGAAAGAUGCCACUACCAUAUCGGAAUGUCUUCAUACGUUCUGCAGGAAAUGCAUAUAUCAUAAGAUAUCAGACGAAGGAGUAGAUUGCUGUCCCAUAUGCAAUAUCGAUCUUGGAUGUGUUCCAUUGGAAAAAUUAAGGCCAGACCACAAUUUGCAAGACGUAAGGGCCAAGAUUUUCCCAUUCAAAAGAAGAAAAGUAGAGGCACCUGAAGUCAUACCCUCAGUUGUAUUACCUGUUAGAAGGAAGGAAAGAUCACUUUCAUCAUUGGUGGUCUGCACUCCCAAAGUAUCAACACAGGUUACAACAACCAGAAGAAGAACAAAACCUGUUCCCAGAAAGGCUACUGCCUCACGAGUUUCCAGUUUUCCUAUUGAGAAACUUAUUAAAAAGAAGGAAGAUGCUGCAAAAGACUGUUUAGAGAAUUCAAGUUCUCCUGAAACCAUAAAUAAGUUCAAUCAGCAUCUAAGGCAGAAUUCUUCCUCUGCCAAGGCUAGCCAGCCUGCUCUGAAUAAUGAGGCAGAUAAUGGUGCUGAAUUAUGGGAUGGGAAAUCAGAUCUCUGGCAACCAUUGAAUUGUUUGGUGGAAGUUGCAAAUAGGACAAAGUCUUCCAAAUCUUCUUCACAAGUUUCUGAUGCUAAAUUUGAAUCUAAUCAUGAUCCUGACAAUGAAACUCGUGUGUGUAAGACCAAAUAUAGGGAAAACAAAGGCAAAUCAGAAGUAGAGGAUGACAAGAGUAACAAUAAUACAGUGCCUUCUGAGUCGAAAGGCCCCAAAAGGUUGCGCAGGAUUCGUCGAAAAAAGGCUUCUAAUUUUGGAUAUCCUGGCAUUUCAUCCCAAGCUGUGCUGGAUUCUGCCAGUGCAAAUCAUGAGAAAAGAACUGGUCCAGUUUGGUUUUCACUUGUAGCUUCUGAGGACCAGGAAGGAGAUGCACCCCUGCCACAAAUUCCCGCAAAUUACUUGAGGAUAAAGGAUGGAAAUUUACCUGUUUCUUUUAUCCAGAAGUACCUGAUGAAGAAAUUUGACCUUGCUAGUGAAGAUGAGAUUGAGAUUAAAUUUAUUGGACAAACAGUAGUCCCCACACUAUCGUUGUACAAUUUAGUUGAUCUAUGGAUACAGACAGCAUCAACGUCAGAACGAGUACCAGCAUCCAUUGGCUCCUCAGCAAAGGAUUUUGUAAUGGUGCUAGCCUAUGCUCGCAAGGUCCCAGACCCUGAAUAAUGCUCUGCUUCGCCAUCGUUUCUGCGCUUCAUGUAUUCAUUAAUGAUGUGCUUUGAACCUUGGUGAGCAAAUGGCAUGGCAUAUUUAUCGGAAUUGUAUAUUACAGCCACGCAUUCCGUACCUCUACAGCAUUUGCAGCAAGCACAUUGCAGCAGAUAGAAAGGUGUGAAUGCUCUACUCAUUAGGAACCGCAAUCAUCUUGGAUGUUGAGAUGUCUUGCAUUACUAAGGACCAUCUGAUGUUAAAAUAGUUGAGUUGUAACUAUCAAAGUUUUCCGGAUGCUAUGUAACGAGACGCACGACUUGGUCUUGGAUGCUAAGAAGUGCUAAUUAUAAACUACGCUGGAUUUACUGUUCA
Molecule: messenger RNA, 2020 nt
Organism: Manihot esculenta (cassava)
Lineage: Eukaryota; Viridiplantae; Streptophyta; Magnoliopsida; Malpighiales; Euphorbiaceae
Product: E3 ubiquitin protein ligase DRIP2
Exons: 8
Coding region: 368-1663 (431 amino acids)
Molecular function (GO): ubiquitin-protein transferase activity
Source: RefSeq, a predicted model, not a curated record